This is a messenger RNA of Gopherus flavomarginatus (Mexican gopher tortoise), 1260 nucleotides long. Its product is annotated as torsin-1A-like. Gene Ontology annotation, cellular component: endoplasmic reticulum; nuclear envelope; endoplasmic reticulum lumen. The record is from RefSeq and is a predicted model, not a curated record. The coding region runs from base 201 to 1205 and encodes 334 amino acids. Gene Ontology annotation, molecular function: kinesin binding; ATP hydrolysis activity; ATP binding. The transcript has 5 exons. NCBI's taxonomy places the organism in Eukaryota, Metazoa, Chordata, Testudines, Testudinidae. Gene Ontology annotation, biological process: nuclear membrane organization; protein localization to nucleus.
CUUUGCCUUUAGGCUAACACCAAAUAUAAUAAUGUGAUGAUGACUCAAUUAUUGUUAUUGCUUCAGUGGCUUAUCCACGCUAAUGGGAACUAGCCUCCAGCUCUCAGAACAUCCUGAGAUUGCAGAAACACAUCGGGAAGUCAUGUUCUGGUGCUUUCCCUUUUGCUUUCACCGAGCCAGGCUGGCAUUCAGCUCCUGCCAUGAAGCUUCUGAACGUGGCUGGAUUCUUCGCUCUGGUGCCCACUUUGGUGUCAGCUCUGGAGCCCAUCACUACCUCACUUGCUUUCUGCGGGGCAGCUGUCAUGUGGCAGCUCUUCUCCCCCGCCUCCUGGCUUAAGUGCCGCUUCCUGGAGUGCUGCAAUAUGAAGGACACCUUGGACAUCCCAGCUCUGCAGAUGGCUUUGGAACAGAAAGUCUUUGGUCAGCACCUCGCCACCCAGGUGGUUCUGAAAGCACUGAGCACGCACUCCAGACACAAACAGCCCAGGAAGCCCCUGGUGAUGUCCUUCCAUGGCUGGACCGGCACUGGCAAGACCUUUGUCAGCAAGAUCAUUGCACAGAACCUGUACCAGCGUCAAGAAGCAAGGAGGAGGUUCGUCCAUCAGUAUGACGCAGUCUUGCAUUUCCCACACGCUGAACAUAUAAAGCAGUAUAAGGAGCAGCUGCAAAAUUGGAUUCGAGGGAAUGUCAGCGUCUGUCCGAGGUCGCUUUUCAUUUUCUCUGAAAUGGACCAGAUGCCGCAUGGUCUGAUCGACUCCAUCAUGCCGUACCUCAGUCAUCGCGAGGCUAUCAAUGGCGUCUACUACGGCAAGGCCAUCUUCCUCUUCCUGAAUAAUGCAGGAGGGGAUAAGAUAACAGAGGUGGCGCUCGAUCACUGGAGGAGGCAGAAGGGAAGAGAAGAAAUUCCCCUGACGGACCUGCAGUCUAUACUAUCUGCCGAGAUUUUCAAUAACAGGAACAGUGGUUUUUGGAAUAGCAAGCUGAUCCAGAAGAACCUGGUGGAUUAUUUCAUCCCUUUCUUGCCCCUGGAAUAUAAACAUGUGAAAGAGUGCAUCCAAGAGGAGUUGCGCUACCAAGGCCACCAAGAAGAUGAAGACCUCAUCAUAAAGAUUGCCUUAGCAAUGUCCGACUAUCCCACAGAAGAUAGAAUCUACUCUAGCAAAGGUUGCAAAACUGUGGCUUCAAAGGUGAACCUGGCUACAUAGAAAGGCCAAGUGCUCAAGGACAAGGAGGAAAAGAAAACAAGUCUCUUUCUCCUUC